UAUUUUUCAUAAACGAAGGCCACGCGGCAUGCAGGUAAGCGGGAGCCAUCAAAGAAACGCUUCAUAGCGUUACGAUUUCUCGAUUGAGAAUUCAAAAACCAAACCAAACCAAAAUUUCUUACUCUAAUCAAAACCAAUCAGACACUAAAAACCUGUUUAAUCCUUACUAAUCCUCCCUCAGAUUCUUUCUCCGAUUUACAUUUCCGGGAUUCGACUUUAUGUGGAUUGGACUUUCACAAGUCGCUUAAAGAAUUGAUUAAGUUGGUUAUACAACUUAAGAUUUCAUUACAACUAUGGGAAACGCCCACCGUGGAGGAACUAGGAAAGCAAAUGACGGUGCGAGGAUCAUAUUGACAACGUUAGUGGGAGUGGUCUUUGGAUUUUUUCUGGGUGCUUCAUUUCCUACAGUGUCUCUAACUAAGAUUAACUUACCUUCAAGCAUUAUAUCAUCUCUUGAUGUAGCCAUGGAUGUGCAAAAAUCCCCUAGAACCAGGAUAACUGAGACUCAUAAUCAGGGAUCACCUAAAAUUCCGAAGAUAUAUGUGCCAACAAAUCCUCGUGGUGCAGAGUCAUUGCCUCCUGGAAUUGUUGCUUCAGGAUCCGAUUUUUAUUUACGUAGAUUAUGGGGUGAACCCAGUGAGGAUCUAAAUAAAAAACCCAAGUACUUGGUUACAUUCACUGUGGGAUUUGAUCAGAGAAAAAAUAUUGAUGCAGCAGUGAAAAAGUUCUCUGAUGACUUCACAAUUUUACUUUUUCACUAUGACGGUCGGAUUACUGAGUGGGAUCAGUAUGAGUGGUCAAAGAAUGCAAUUCAUAUCAGUGUCAAGAAGCAAACAAAAUGGUGGUACGCAAAAAGGUUCUUGCACCCUGAUGUUGUAGCUGCAUAUGAAUAUAUUUUUAUCUGGGAUGAAGACCUUGGAGUUGAGCAUUUCAAUGCAGAGAAGUAUAUUGAGUUAGUGAAAAAACAUGGUUUGGAAAUUUCCCAACCUGGACUUGAGCCUAACAAUGGACUGACAUGGCAAAUGACAAAGAGGAGAGGCGACAGAGAGGUUCACAAGGAUACAGAAGAGAAAGCAGGCUGGUGUAGCGACCCUCGGUUGCCUCCUUGUGCUGCGUUUGUAGAAAUCAUGGCUCCCGUAUUUUCUCGUGAAGCUUGGCGAUGUGUGUGGCAUUUGAUUCAGAAUGAUUUGGUACAUGGAUGGGGGUUGGACUUUGCUCUCAGAAGAUGUGUAGAGCCAGCGCAUGAGAAAAUUGGCGUAGUUGAUUCACAAUGGAUUGUUCAUCAAGUAAUUCCUUCUCUUGGGAGUCAGGGAAAAUCUGAGAACGGGAAGGCUCCAUGGGAAGGGGUAAGAGAAAGGUGCAGAACUGAAUGGGCUGAGUUUCAAUCUCGGCUCGCAAAUGCUGACAAAGCAUAUCUGGCUCAGAUUAGUAAGGCGAAGGCAAAACGUUUAUUAUAUAAGAGAGCAGGCUUGUGAAGUUGUCUCAGUUGUUAUUAUGUAAAUGUCCUCUUCUAACCUUGAGGAUUUCUUUGUGUCCUUGAGCGAGAUAAUACGUUUAUUGUAGGAUUUUUUCAUUUUGUUUACUGAUAGAGAAAUAAUUCAUAUUAAAAGGCAAUACACAACAACAGUCGUUUCCCAAUUGUCUCAGUCUAUGUUGUGGUGACGAGGGCAAUAUAACAAAAUUAGUUUUUAGAAGUUGAACGAAGUAAUAUGAAUAUGAUAACUUUGUUUAUGUUA
Messenger RNA from Cucumis sativus (cucumber), 1736 nucleotides. RefSeq lists its product as uncharacterized. Lineage: Eukaryota; Viridiplantae; Streptophyta; Magnoliopsida; Cucurbitales; Cucurbitaceae. Bases 294 to 1475 code for a protein of 393 amino acids. The transcript has 15 exons. The record is from RefSeq and is a predicted model, not a curated record.